This is a messenger RNA of Xenopus laevis (African clawed frog), 3325 nucleotides long. It is a transcript of the gene fermt3.L, whose product is annotated as fermitin family homolog 3. Lineage: Eukaryota; Metazoa; Chordata; Amphibia; Anura; Pipidae. The transcript has 15 exons. Gene Ontology annotation, molecular function: integrin binding. Gene Ontology annotation, biological process: integrin-mediated signaling pathway; cell-matrix adhesion; platelet aggregation. Gene Ontology annotation, cellular component: cell-substrate junction. The record is from RefSeq and is a predicted model, not a curated record. Bases 177 to 2159 code for a protein of 660 amino acids.
CAAAAGAGGAGUGCAUGAUUGUGCAGAAGGACGAGAGCAAGAGACUGCAAGGAAUAAAGAGAGAGCAGAGGUGUGAGGGCAUGAGAAAAGCACACGGAGGGCAAAGCAACACUCAAACAUAAAAAAACAAAAACUCAAACAACUGAAAGAAGAGACUGAGUGCCGAUGAUCUAAGGAUGGCUGGAAUCAAGACAUCCAGUGGAGAAUACAUUGACUCCUCCUGGGAGCUCAAAAUCUAUGUCGAAGAUUUGGGGCCAAAUGCAGAUCCAGUAACAUUCAGAGUGACAGGCGAAACUCAUAUCGGGGGUGUGAUAUUACAGGCAGUAGAAAAAAUAGGUCUAUCUCGGAACUGGUCAGACCAUGCCAUAUGGUGGCAACAGAAGCGCCAGUGGCUGCUAAAGACCAGCUGGACUCUUGACAAAUAUGGUAUUCUGGCUGAUGCCCACCUCAUCUUCACUGCUCAGCACAAGCCUGUCAUCCUGUCUCUACCUAACCAGCGCUCACUGCGCAUCAGGGUCUGCUUCUCUAGCACCACUUUCAGUGCUUGUGCCGAAGUCUGCAAAGUUCUAGGUAUUAGAUACCCAGAAGAGCUUUCUUUUCUAAAGGCACCAGAAGAUAAAGAGAAAAAGAAGAAAAAGAAAGACCCAGUCACUCAAGAGAUCUUUGACCUUACCUCCCUACAGCCCUCUGAUGGAGGCUCUGCAGUGAUGAUGCUGCAGGGGGGAAUCCCAGCCCAUUUCCUUGCCAGUCCUGAGGCACAAGAAGGUUACCGAGCUCUUUCAGUCUGUCAAACCGGAUUAACCCCAGAAGAUAUCCAGAAAAGAUAUAAACCAAUUACAGUGACUGACAAAGCCUCAAUCCAUGGCAGAUGGCUGAACUCCUCCAAAUCUCUCUUGCAACAGGGAGUUCAAGAAGGAGACAGACUCUGGCUGCAUUUCAAAUAUUACACUUUUCAUGACUUAGACCCAAAGCUGGAUGUUGUCCGGAUCAAUCUUCUCUUUGAGCAGGCACGAUGGGCAGUGCUACUAGAAGAGACUGAGUGCACAGAAGAAGAGAUGAUGGUGUUUGCUGCUCUUCAGUACCACGUCAAUAAAUUGUCAGUUACCUCUAAUCCAAUGGAUAUGCCACAGGAUGCAGCACUGCAAGAUCUUGAGGAAGCAUUGUCUAAUCUGGAGGUUAAAAUGGAAGCAAAUACUCCCAGUGAGGCCCUGGAAGGUAUCCAGUUAGAACCAGGACUUCAAGAAUAUCUCCGGGUGUUUAGGCCAAAGAAAAUGACACUGAAGGGUUAUAAACAGAACUGGGUGCUGCUGAAAGAUACUAAUUUGUCAUGUUAUAAGAGCAAAGAAGAGGCCAGAGGGGAGCCACUGAUCAUGCUUGGUCUGAAAGGGUGUGAAGUUAUACCAGAGGUCAACAUAUCUUCUCAAAAGUUCUGUAUCAGGCUCUUAGUCCCAUCCCCAGAAGGAAUGAAUGAAGUGUAUCUGCGUUGCGAUGAUGAGCAACAGUAUGCCCGUUGGAUGUCUGGUUGUCGCUUAGCAGCUAAAGGGCGCUCCAUGGGUGACACGUCCUAUGAGGGUGAGGUGCAGAGUGUCCUCUCUUUCUUGAACUUACAGAAAUCCACCGCCACCGCAUCUAAUACAACAGCACCAGACUCCAUCAAUGUUCAUGCCUUAGUGUCUCCACGAUUCCAGAAGAAAUUAAAACCCAAGCAGUUGACGCCACGUAUCUUGGAAGCAUAUCAGAACAUAGCACAACUGUCUCUUAUAGAUGCCAAGCAGCGCUUCAUUCAAGCCUGGCAGUCCCUGCCUGACUUUGGGAUUUCUUACUUUCUUGUAAGAUUUAAGGGUUCUCGGAGGGAUGAGAUACUUGGAAUUGCCUGUAACCGCCUAAUUCGCAUAGAUCUUAGUGUUGGAGACAUUGUGAAAACUUGGAUGUACAGCAAUAUGAAACAGUGGAACGUCAACUGGGACAUACGACAGGUUUCCAUUGAAUUCACAGAGCACAUAAAUGUGGCUUUUACUUGUGUCUCUGCUCCUUGCAAAGUCGUACAUGAGUAUAUUGGGGGCUACAUCUUCAUGUCAACACGAGGCAAGGAUGGAGGGUCCAAAACUCUAAACGAGGAGCUGUUCCAUAAGCUGACUGGCGGGCAUGAGGCCCUUUGAAUUUCUGCACAAAUUAUUUUAUGCGGUCUCUUAUACCACUUUUUUUUUUCUGAGAAGAUAAAAUGGUCUUGUAAUCCUGUUAGGCUAUGGACCACACUGUUCCAGCUAUCAUUCCAUGUCACGCUGUUGUCUGACUUGUAGGUGACCAUAUCAGCAGUGUGUCUGACGUGGAUCAUUUUUGUCCAUAGGUUCAACGGUAAAAAAAGUUCAGAAACCCUCUACAUCCCUCAUACAUUGCAGAUGAUCAUGAUCAAACAGGUAGCACUAAAAUAGUUCUUUAUGACAAAUCAUUGAUCUUCUACCUACUGGUGAUUUUGGACCAUUUUGUUUUGUGAUUCUGGAAGUACAGUCUGGCAGCAUCUAGAGAUCUUCAAAAAGUAGAGGUCUAAAUCACAAUUACACUUACAUCUACCAAUGAUAGUUAAUAUAUAUUCAUAGGAAAAGCUGUGCAAAUUAAUUCGAUUAAUACAAGUAUAGGAUCCGUUAUCCAGAAAGCUUUGAAUUACGCAAAGACCGUCUCCCAUAGACUCCAUUUUAUCUAAAUAAUCCAAAUAAUUUUCUCUGUAGUAAUAAAACAGUAUCUUGUACUUCAUCCAAACUAAGAUAUGAUUAAACCUUAUUGGAAACAAAACCAUCUUAGAUCAGUUAUCUGUAAAAAACCCAGGUCCCGAGCAUUCUGGAUAACAGAUCCCAUACCAUAUAUAGCUUUUACAUCAUGUACAGAUAAGUACAGUAUGCAAUCUUCAUGGAUCAAUCAAAUCAAAAGGACAUUUAUCAUUUUAAUCUUCUAAUGUUCUCACCAAAAUAUAUCUAUGCACAAAAAUUGCAAAAUACAAUGUGAGUUUCUGUGUUUAUAUAUACAUAUAUCCAAUGAGUUACCACAGAAGAAACAUUGCAGGACGCAGAGGAAGAAUUUAAGGUUGAUGAAAAUGCUCCCAUUGAAGCCAUGGAGCAGCUUCCAUGUCUCUGCCUGUGCACAGAAUUAUUCUUGGCAAUUGAAAAUACUGUACGGCUAUUUACUUUACUGUGUUACCGAACAGCAUAUAUAGAGAGCCGGUUCUUUAUCAUAUUUGGCUUUGUUUCACUAGAAGAAAUCCAUAUAUGGCCAGGACUUCAAAAACAUCUCCUUGUAUUCUUUAUGCAAAAUCAUAAUUUUGUUCAAUUCA